AUGAAUGUUGCUCUAAAUAUUCCAAAUCACAACACCAUUAAUACACUCAACACUUAUCACUAUUUCCACUGUUUUUGGCCUAAAUGUCAGUACAAGACUUAUAAUAAAAGGGAUUUAACUAAACAUCAAUUCAAACAUUCAAAUACAAAACAAUUUAAAUGUGAUUUCGAUAAUUGUAAUAAAGUUUAUAAACACUUCUCACAUUUAAAUCUCCACAAAAAUAGUGUUCAUUUAAACGUGAGAUAUGUAUGCAAUUGGAGUGAAUGUCACAAACAUUUUAAAUCAAAACAAUAUCUAAAUAAACACAAAAUGUGUGUUCAUUUGAAUCAAAAGAAAUUCAUAUGCGAUGAGAAGAAUUGCGGCAAAAAAUUCAAACAAAAUCAAACCCUAACUGAACACAAACGCCAACAUUCGGGCGAAAAGCCAUUUGUAUGUCAUUUCAAUGAUUGUCACAAAAGUUUUGCCAGAAAUUCACGUUUAGCUGAACACAGGAGACGAUUGCAUAUGAAUAUAAGGCCUCAUAAAUGA
Molecule: messenger RNA, 528 nt
Organism: Oppiella nova
Lineage: Eukaryota; Metazoa; Arthropoda; Arachnida; Sarcoptiformes; Oppiidae
Source: the annotation of a GenBank genome assembly